AUGGCCAGUGUGGAGCCCAGAGGGGAGCCGCAGGGCCUGGAGCAGGACUGGCACCAGAGUGACAUGAGCUGCCUAUUUGUGACAAAUGCAUCAUCUCUGAGCUUGGACACAGUGACUCCACUCAGGAAAGCAACAACCCCCCACUGGCAAUCGCACAUCCUCACUCGCAAGGAUGCUCCCAGCACACUCCUGCACGCUGAGACAGUCUUGGAGUUUUGGGGGCUGGUGGGCUGGUCCCAACAUCCUCCUCCUGCUCCCAGGAUUUUUGUCAACCGCAGCCUGGCACUGGGGAAGAUUCGCUGCUUUGGCUUCGACAUGGACUACACUCUGGCUGCCUACAAGUCCCCGGCCUAUGAGGCACUGGCCUUCGAGCUGCUGCUGGAGCGCCUUGUGUGUGUUGGGUACCCACACGAGAUCCUGCGCUAUACCUAUGACCCCACCUUCCCUACCAGGGGGCUGGUAUUUGAUGUACUCUAUGGGAACCUGCUGAAGGUGGACACCCAUGGGAACGUGCUGCUGGGGGCCCACGGCUUCACCUUCCUCUCGGAGGCAGAGAUCUGGAGUUUCUACCCCAGCAAGUUCAUUCAGAGGGACAAUCUGCAGCGGUUCCACAUCCUCAACACGCUCUUCAACCUGCCUGAAACCUACCUCUACGCCUGCCUGGUGGACUUCUUCUCCGGCUGCUCCCGUUACACCAAUUGUGACACCGGCUAUCAACAUGGGAACCUUUUCAUGUCCUUCCGAAGCCUCUUCCAGGAUGUGACUGACGCCAUGGAUAACAUCCACCAUUCAGGCUGUCUCAAGGAGAAGACCCUGGAGGACUUGGAGAAAUACGUGGAGAAGGAUGCACGAAUCCCCAUCCUGCUGGGCAAGAUGAAGGAGGUUGGGAAAGUGUUUCUGGCCACCAACAGCAGCUACAACUACACUGACGCCAUCAUGACCUACUUGUUUGGCGUUGGUGAGGCCGAGGCCUCAGCCAGGCCCUGGAGGUCCUACUUCGACCUGAUUGUGGUGGACACGCACAAACCCUGCUUCUUUGCGGAGGGAACGGUGCUGAGACAGGUCAACACGGACUCGGGCAAGCUCCGCGUGGGCACCUACACAGGGCCCCACCAACACUGUGCUGUCUACUCUGGAGGAUCAUCAGAUGUGGUGUGUGAGCUGCUCGGGGUGCGGGGGAAGGACAUCCUGUACAUUGGGGACCACAUCUUUGGGGACAUCCUCAAGUCCAAGAAGCAGCAGGGCUGGCGGACUUGCCUGGUGGUUCCUGAGCUGUCCCGGGAGGUGGACAUCUGGGCCCAAGAGAAGGAGCGGAUGGAGUUGCUGAAAAGGCUGGACAUGCACCUGGCAGACUUAUACCAGCACAUGGAUGGGAGCAGUCGUGGGCUGCAAGUUAUCAACUCCACCAAGAGGGAGAUUUGGAUGCCUCAUGAGUCAGUUGUGGAGCAAGAACGGGCCAAUCUGGAUUGUGCCUCCCACCUCCUCUCCUACAGCCGGAAGGUGAGUUGCUGGGUGGUGUCAGGUCGAUUUUCUCUACAGCAGAGCUGGGAGGAGCCACCUGGCUGUGGGCGAGGAGCUCAGUGACUUGUGGCCACCAUAGUGUAAUCAUUCCUGGGUAUUUAAAAAUUUUUAAAUUAUAGAGACAAUAAUUAUCUAUGAAUUUCAGUUCAGGAUAGAAAAGGGGAACUUAAAAUAUUUGUUUUUAAAACAGUGCAUUGGGUCUGAUAGGGCCGAGAACCACUGCCUCUCAGCCCAGACUCACAGGUUCUGCUGAGCAGGGGUUAGCUGUCACGUUUCUUGCACUUCUCCAGACCACUUUUGGCUGAUUCAUCUGACAAACCCAUUCCCAUUCAGGGAGAGGUUGCAAAGCACACGCUCUCCCAAGCCAGGCUUCCUCUCCAGACAGCCUUUAUAAAGACCAUGAGUAGGGGCUCCUGCUUCGAGCCCUCUGUCACCUUGUGCUGCCUGACCUGUUUGGAAUGAGACUCCAGCUUUCAUGAGUGGCAGACUGAGCUUCUAGCCUAGUUUGGCAUCUCCGAACCUGCAUGAGGGUUCCUGUUUCUACCCUGGUAUUUCUGGGGCUCAAUUUUUAAAAUGUCCAUCUCUUAGGUUCCCUUUAGCUGGGUUGUUCCAGGCUCAGUGCAUUCUUUCAUCCAUGUUUACUGAGCACCUCCUGCAUGCUCGACAAUAUAGAAAGCAAAUCAUAAGCCAAUGUACCCCUGCCAAGGAGCUCAAAAUUCAAGUACAUUAAUAAUCUUUCAUCGGAGGUUUGCAACUGUUUUUCCAUCCCAGCCCACCAGAGGGCUGCACACAUUCUCAUCAGUAAAUGAGGGCUCUCCGGGGAUGUGCGUGGUUUGACCUCUUUAGCCCUCAUCUCCAUCCCAGUCCAGACUAGGGCAUUUUGACACAUUUUCUACCCCUGGUCGGGAGUCACUGUAUGAGCUUGGGAAGAAGGGCUCCAUAAUCAGUUUUGUUUCUUAUUAGGCUGAGGGCAGAGAGAGAGACGAGGACCAGGAGGGAUGCAACAAGGCUGACUGAGUCCCUGACUGAGCCCCAGACACGGGCUGGCAUCACGGGUCAUACUCUAUUUGAGACAUUUUUCAGAUAACAGGAAAAGUAUGGAAGAGAGAAAAAGCCACCAUAUUGAAAUCUGAAUUAACAGAUUUGGAGCCUGAGAACACUUCUUUUAGGGAGGAUGAAAGAGUACUGCUCUCAUCCUAGAAGGCAUCCCCCAUGGCCUUUGAGCCAUUCGGAAAUGUGUGUAACAAGUGGAAUUAUUUUAUCCAGUUGCCCUGAGCUGCAUUAUGUUUUAUGUCCAAUUUUAUUUCUGUACAUUUUUCAAAAAUAGUAUUUCUGUGCACUCUUGAUUCUGUUACUAGUAAUACCUAAUUGGCUAUAGAUGACCUCAUUAACUUCUUUCAUUCCAGGUCACUAAGAAAGACAGUAAAUGAGAUAGCCCAAACGUCUUUGAACUUGAUGUAUACAUGCAUUAAAACAUAUAAAAAGUCAUACUCAUGAUUCAGAAACUCGAUUCUUUGUUUUGGUAGGAGCUGCUCUGUGGUCUUAAGCCCUGGCCCUUCAUUGUUCUGAUGUCACCGACUUGAAUUCACUCCUAUAGUUCACUUUUUGUCUGUUAGUGGUAUCAUCUGGCAUUAUAUGGAGGCUUAGAAUGACUGUAUCUACAUGUUUGAAAUGAAAAAAAAAACUCUUGGAGGAAUAGUUUUUUUUCCCCCCCC
Equus caballus (horse) is the source of this 3236-nucleotide messenger RNA. Lineage: Eukaryota; Metazoa; Chordata; Mammalia; Perissodactyla; Equidae. The record is from RefSeq and is a predicted model, not a curated record.